CCGGGAGGUGGAGGGCCACCAGGAACACCUAUCAUGCCUAGUCCUGCAGAUUCAACCAACUCUGGAGACAACAUGUACACUUUAAUGAAUGCAGUACCACCUGGACCCAACAGACCUAAUUUUCCAAUGGGGCCAGGGUCAGAUGGACCUAUGAGUGGACUGGGUGGAAUGGAUUCACAUCAUAUGAAUGGAUCAUUAGGCUCAGGAGACAUGGACAGUAUUUCCAAAAACUCUCCCAGUAAUAUGAGCAUGAGUAAUCAGCCUGGCACUCCCAGGGAUGACGGUGAGAUGGGUGGAAACUUCCUAAACCCUUUUCAGAGUGAGAGCUACUCCCCUAGCAUGACAAUGAGUGUGUGAUCCGUUAACAAGUCUCGCCAUGAAGACCACAGUGAGUUGGCCCUCUUCAGAGAGCUACUGCAGAAGAAAAUUAUUCGUCCCAGUGUACAGUUUAACAAAAGGAUCUCAGAUACAAUCAGACCCACCAUUUUUUUUUCUACCAUCUCCCCCCUUUGGUCAAGACAGUGGGUCCCAAACAUGAUUGAGGCAACUGUAAAGAGUGGCGUAACAGAACCGCCCAAGAUGGAACUGCAAACAAUUAUCUGUGUAUGUACAUGUGUGGGUUAAUGUAUAUGUAUGUGUGUGUGAUAUAGAAAUACACACAUACAUAUAUAGACCUGCAGGACAUUGUAAAAUAUUAUCACAUGACAUCUUAAGUAGAAAUGAGAAGUAGGGACUUUUAUUCCAUCUUUUUUUUUUCCACGUUUACAUUUUAAUUAUUAAAAUUUGCUUUCCCUCUCCCCUCCUGAACUGUUUUAUGUUGCAUAUAUCACUGCUUUAUAAGUUAUUUUUUAAGGUGAACUCAAAUGAUAAAUUCUUCUGAUUUUGUAAAUGUCUGCCAUUAUGGAUAGGAAUAAAAUUGCUUAUAAGAGCUUUCAUUAACUUGUGUUUGAUACCAGUUACCCUGUGAAUCACAAAUUGUACUGUCUCAAGAAAUAGAAGAAAGCUCAUCUUAAUUUUUGGAGAAAUUUAAUAAUUUUCACCUACUUGGUGAUUUUUUUUUAUACUUUGCCUUUAAAAAAAGAAGCACUGAAGGUUAUUUUUCUUCUUUAAUUGAAGCCUAAUAUCUGCAAUACCUAUUUUAAAUGGAAGCCUGAAUUUGAUGCAAGCUUCUCAGUUUAUAUAGAGUGCUAUAAGGUUACUGUAAGUG
Molecule: messenger RNA, 1207 nt
Organism: Balearica regulorum gibbericeps (East African grey crowned-crane)
Lineage: Eukaryota; Metazoa; Chordata; Aves; Gruiformes; Gruidae
Source: RefSeq, a predicted model, not a curated record